Molecule: messenger RNA, 1876 nt
Organism: Xylaria bambusicola
Lineage: Eukaryota; Fungi; Ascomycota; Sordariomycetes; Xylariales; Xylariaceae
Product: ubiquitin-protein ligase molybdopterin-converting factor
Exons: 3
Coding region: 286-1812 (508 amino acids)
Biological process (GO): cyclic threonylcarbamoyladenosine biosynthetic process
Cellular component (GO): mitochondrial outer membrane
Molecular function (GO): ubiquitin-like modifier activating enzyme activity; tRNA threonylcarbamoyladenosine dehydratase activity
Source: RefSeq, a predicted model, not a curated record
CCCUAGACUAGUGCUCCGUAACCCGAAUUUUAUCAAGGCAUAAUGGACAAGCCCGCCAAUCUUUACACCGCCAAAUCCCCAUACUGACCCGGUACUUUACCGCAUCGUAACAAGUCAUAAGCCCUUUUGCAUUUUACCCUUGAUCAAGUUCGCAUGGGUACAGUUCAAUACGGUUAUCAGAGUUAUCAGAGUUAUCAAAGCUACCAGAGCUACCAGACCUGUCAGAGCUAUCGGAGACGGUAUCAACGCGGCACACGGGGCUCGUAGAGUCCGUCAUAGCACAAUAUGGCCUCUCUCUUAGAGCGAGGAGCGAACCUCAACCCACGAGUCCAGCUUGCAGCCACAGCCAUUGCCUCUGGCGCUGUCGUUGCCACCACGAUUCUAGGCUUCCAAAAACUGCAGAAAGUACGGCGCAUCAGUCAGCUGAAGCGCUCUAUAAACUCGUUGGCCGAGGACGGCGAAGGAAACCUUGACAGCUUUGGCGGUGCAUCCAGUGCCGAUAAAGAAGAUAUUCGAGACGCCAUACUCGCCCGUCGCGCCCAGGCCGGUGACUACGACGAAGAGCUCAUCCUUGAACAACUUGCCCGAAACGCCGUCUUCCUCACCAACGAAGGCCUCGACAAACUACGUGAUGCAUUCGUGAUAGUAGUUGGCUGUGGAGGUGUCGGAUCCCAUUGCACGGCUGCCCUCGCACGAUCGGGUGUUUCACGUAUCCGAUUGAUAGACUUCGACCAAGUGAGCUUGAGCUCUCUCAACAGACACGCCGUCGCUACGCUCGCCGAUGUCGGCAUUCCUAAGGUUCAAUGCUUGCGGCGGCGCUUGCUAGCUAUCGCGCCAUGGGUACACUUUGAUCUACGGCAAGAGAAAUUUUGGGAUGAGGCUGCAGAACGGCUGCUCGCCCCAUGGGAGGAGACAGGCCAAAGGCCUGAUUUCAUAGUCGAUGCCAUCGACAAUAUCGACACCAAGGUCUCACUACUGAAAUUUUGCCAUGACAAUAAGCUACCGGUCAUCUCUGCUAUGGGUGCUGGGUGCAAGAGCGAUCCGACGCGCAUCGUUGUCGGCGACAUUGGGACAAGUACCGAGGAUGGACUGUCGAGAUCCACACGUAGGAGGUUGAAACUUAUGGGUGUCACUAAGGGCAUACCCACGGUCUACUCAACGGAGAAGACUGCCGAAGGAAAGGCAGAGUUGCUGCCUCUACCCGAAGAGGAAUUUAAAAAGGGACAGGUCGGUGACCUGGGUGUUUUGCCUGAUUUUAGAGUUAGGAUAUUACCUGUUCUAGGUACAAUGCCUGCUGUCUUUGGAUAUACCGUUGCAAAUCACGUUAUACUCGCUAUCACAGGAUAUCCACACGACUAUUUACCGGCCAAGGGCCGUGAAAAAAUGUACGACGGCUUGCUCGCCUCAGUGCAGGGAGGUGAAGAAAAAAUGUUGCGGCAUCAAACUGGAGGCGAUGCUAGCAUAUCAGUAGGGUUAAAGACGCCCAUCACAACAGGAGACAUAGCCUUCCUAGCAGAGGAAAUCUACAAGGGUCGUAGUGUGAUCACUGGACUCACAACUCGACUCGUCUUGACUCGGUGGCGAAAGCCCACUGAACCCAUUUUGAUCAAGAUCGGGAAGGGCCACAACAAGCAAAAAUCGUCGAAUUUGAAGCUAUAUGACCUCGUUCUGAUGACAAAGGAAGAGGGCUCGCGACAUGACAAAUUGAUCCUUCGCGGCGAUAAGCAGCCAGAGGAUGUGUAUGAUCCCGAGGUAGUGGCAAAGGUCGAGGCAACACUCAAAGAGAUAGCUCUCUAUGAAAAAUAUAGGUAGGUAGAUAUACAUGGACUACCUUUUCAAGUCGUUACAGUAUGCGCGCGGGCGGGCCUUGACUUAA